AUGGCAGCUUCGGGUAUGGCCAAACCCAUAGAAGUGUCCAAGCAGCAAAUCUGGGAAGUGCAAUCUGACCAUGUGGAGGAGGAGUCAUCAGUAUCUAUAAAUAGCACACACCCGGACCAAGCGUUUGGAUUUGCUCGGGUGUUCUUCACGCAAGCACCAUUAGAGCAUCUGGAGGCCGUGGAUCCCAUGUCGGAG
Messenger RNA from Sphaeroforma arctica JP610, 195 nucleotides. RefSeq lists its product as hypothetical. Lineage: Eukaryota; Ichthyosporea; Ichthyophonida. The transcript has a single exon. The annotation marks the transcript as partial. The record is from RefSeq and is a predicted model, not a curated record.